AUGUCUUCUAUCUACAAAUUCGCGCUCCUGGCCUUUGCCUCCACUGUCUUCUCUGCCCCCCAAUGGACCGGCAGCGCAGCCACAGGCCAAGUUAUCACGCACUGCACCACUCCCAACACCAUUGCCCUAACCUUUGACGACGGCCCGUCCCCCUUCACCAACCAACUCCUUGACAUUCUCGGCGAAUUCGGCGCAAAGGCAACCUUCUUUGUACUCGGCGAUGCCGCCAGCUCGUCUCCGGACGCAAUCGUACGCGCACGGCGCGAAGGCCACCAGAUCGGUUCUCACACUUUCGCCCAUCUGAGCCUCCCGUCCCUGUCCAGCGCAGAAGUCGCACAACAGAUGACCCGACUUGAAGACACCCUGCGUCCGAUCAUGGGCGACGCACCCACCUACAUGCGCCCACCGUAUCUCGAAAUCAACGACAAUGUUCUCUCCGUGAUGCGCGAUCUCGGAUACAAGGUGAUCCAAAGCAGCGUCGACACGAAGGACUACGAGAACAACGAGCCGUCGCGGAUCAGUCUCAGCUUUGACAAGUUUGUGAGCGAGGUGAAUGGUGGUGGGAAUGUUGUGUUGGCGCAUGAUAUUCACGAGCAGACGGUUGUUACUCUGGCGAGGAAGAUGUUGGAGGAGAGUAAGGCUAGGGGAUUGAAGGUUACUACCGUGGGCGAAUGCUUGGGCGAGACGGAGGCGGAGUGGUAUCGCCAGGGCCGCUAA
Molecule: messenger RNA, 717 nt
Organism: Aspergillus melleus
Lineage: Eukaryota; Fungi; Ascomycota; Eurotiomycetes; Eurotiales; Aspergillaceae
Product: chitin deacetylase
Exons: 3
Coding region: 1-717 (238 amino acids)
Biological process (GO): carbohydrate metabolic process
Molecular function (GO): hydrolase activity, acting on carbon-nitrogen (but not peptide) bonds
Source: RefSeq, a predicted model, not a curated record